Rotaria sp. Silwood1 is the source of this 387-nucleotide messenger RNA. The record is from the annotation of a GenBank genome assembly. NCBI's taxonomy places the organism in Eukaryota, Metazoa, Rotifera, Eurotatoria, Philodinida, Philodinidae.
AUGAUUCGAUUCGGAGUUUUGAUUCUUGUUCUCUUUAUUUCAUGCAAUGUUUCUUUACCAAGUUGCAAUAUAUCUUAUUGGGUCAACUUGGAUCCCAUUAAUUGUACAACAUCACCAAAUGGAACGUAUUCUACAUUAAAUUAUAGUGGAAAUUGUACUUUAUCUCCAGAUUAUCCAAAGAAAACUGCAUAUAAACUUGUAAUUGAUCAAAAAACAAAAACAGUACAAACAUUUACAGUUUAUAAUGAUAAAUCUUGUCGAAAAGGUGAUGAAAUAUUGACUACAAAAACUCCAUUGUCAUUGAAUACAUGUGGGCCAUUACUUUUUAUGACUACUUCAACAAGUUCUGUUCAAAUAGGUAGUUUAGUUUUUAAUUGUAAACAAUAA